Messenger RNA from Lactuca virosa, 1075 nucleotides. The record is from the annotation of a GenBank genome assembly. NCBI's taxonomy places the organism in Eukaryota, Viridiplantae, Streptophyta, Magnoliopsida, Asterales, Asteraceae.
CAAAUCUCCAACGUUAACUGACCAUUAAGAAUAAUUAAAAUGAAUUCUGCAAUCGAAAUCAAGAAAAUUGCCGUUCAAAAAUCUGAGAGAAUUAAAUCGAUUGACUUGCAUCCAACCGAACCAUGGGUCUUGUUAGGUUUGCACUCUGGAAAUGUUUCUAUUUGGAACAAUAACUCUCAAGUAACAGAGAAGACUUUAGAAAUCGGCAAAUCACCUGUACGAACUGUAAAAUUUAUUGCGCACAAGGAAUGGAUUGUUGUUGGAUCUGAUGAUGGGUCGGUGGUUGUGCAUCCAUCUCUUCCAUGCAUACUUUCUGCAUCUGACGAUAAGCUCAUAAAGCUAUGGGAUUGGGAGAAAGGUUGGGAAUGCACUAAGACAUUUGAGGGGCAUGGACAUUAUGUCAUGCAAGUAGCAUUUACCCCGAAGGAUUCCAAUAUGUUCGCAAGUGCAUCACUCGAUUGUACCAUUAAGAUGUGGAAUCUUGAAUCAUCAAGUCCGCAUUUGUCAAUGGAAGGUCAUUCGAAAGGUUUGAACUCUGUGGAAUUUUUUGAAACUGAUGAAAAACUCUACUUUAUUACUGGGUCUGAUGAUUAUACUGCAAAGGUUUGGGACUAUGAAACCAAGACUUGUAUUCAAACUCUUGAAGGACACACAAACAAUGUUACAUCUACAAUAUGUGUGAAAUCGGACGUUAAUUUUAUCAUCACCGGUUCUGAAGACAAAAGUGUACAUGCUUGGAAUGCGAUAACUUACAAGUUAGAUCAUGUGUUUACUUCUGAACUCGGGAGAGUUUGGACCAUUGGAUUCAUAAAAGACUCAUCUCAGAUUAUACUUGGUUGCGAUGAAGGAGUGCUCGUUGGUCAAGUCAUCACUGCUUGUUCUUGAGCAAAUCACAAUUCAUCUGAUAUACGGGUGGAAUAUAAUAUAUUAAUAAAAUGCACACCUUUGUUAUCUAAUAUUAUGUAUUUUAAUGUGUGAUGUAUGAUAUAUCUCAAUAUUGUAUCUGUAUGGUAUGAUGUAUGAAACUUGAAAAUAAAAUGUUCUAUCAUUGGUUAAGGCUUUAAUAUGAUCUUCG